This is a messenger RNA of Hydractinia symbiolongicarpus, 2633 nucleotides long. RefSeq lists its product as uncharacterized. The transcript is spliced from 2 exons. The coding region runs from base 110 to 1852 and encodes 580 amino acids. NCBI's taxonomy places the organism in Eukaryota, Metazoa, Cnidaria, Hydrozoa, Anthoathecata, Hydractiniidae. The record is from RefSeq and is a predicted model, not a curated record.
AUUUUUGAUAUAGCGAUAAAACUACUUUCAUAUUUAAGACUUUCAUAUUGAUCAGAAGUGUUGCAGCGUAAGCACACGCAAAAGUUGAUUUUCAUCUGCAGAAAAGAAAAUGUCUCGAAUUGGCGAAGAAUUUGAAGAGAACGUGCGUUUAAAAACAUUGCUAGAAGAAAAGGGAAUUCAUUAUCCGGAUCAACUAAUUCAACCUGAUCGCCAAAAUAAAUUUGUAAAGUACUUUUACAAAAAGGGGUGCCUGUUCUGGACUGUCAUGAUCAUUUUCCUUCUGAUUUUUGCAUCAAUGGUACUCGUUCCUUCCGUUCUUGUCCCUAAGGAAAUCUCAAAAUGGGUUCAAAAAGGUGUAGACGUAAAAAUGAAAGAAGAAUCUUUUAAAAUGUCGGCUCAAAGGUACGAUGAUCGCAUCCAAGAUUGCCAUGGCGAUAACCUAAAAAUGUCUUUUCCGGAUUUUGACUACGCUUUGUUUGGGUACAAUAUUAUAUUUGGUUACCCAUUAGCAGUUGGACAUGACCCUGGUCUCACACAUCCUAUUUUUACAGCUGAUUAUUCAAGGAAGAAACAAACUGCUGAUUGUCAUUAUUCAUUACCUUACGGAUACAUUGUAUCUCCUGAUGUGUCUUGUGUUACUUCCUUCUCAUCAAAAGUUGUACAAAACUCCAAUCAAUUUUCCAAAUCCUUAUCAACAUCGGCAUCAGUGUCUGGUGGAGGUUGGGGGGUAAGUUUUUCUGCUAGUUAUCAGUACAAAGAGAAAUUAUCAGUGAUGUCAUCUAGCGAAUCAUUGUUUAUUUUCUCUGAAGCUAAAUGUAAUUACUACUUUGCAAUGCUUGACGAGAAAAAUCCACCUCAACUGGACCAGUCGUUUAUAAACACUGCAAAAAGUUUAAACACCGAUGAAGAUAUUUUUGAUUUCUUUGAUUACUAUGGCACGCACUACUUGAAGUAUGUACUUUUUGGUGCCAGGUUUGUGUACGAGCAUAAAAUGUCAAAAUCUGCUUAUAAAAAAGAGACGUCAAAAGGACAGGAUGUAUCGGUACAGGCCAGUUAUUCCGGGCUUUUUAGCGUCGGUGCUAGUUUCGGAAUGACGUCCAAACAAAAACAAUCUGCGCAAAACUUUCAAGAAAACGUCCAAACAUCUACCAUAACCAUUGGAGCACCACCACCAGAUAAUGGAGAUGCAACGAGAUGGGCGUCAACUGUUAAAAAUACCCCGGUGCCUGUCCAAUACAAAAUGGAAUCCAUAGAAAAUCUUUUUACAGCGAAGUAUAUGCGAAACAGUGGGAUCGAUUAUUAUAGUAUCAGAAAGAAAGUUAUAAAAGCAAAACAAUAUUACUGUAAAAAGCUUUUUAAAGAUGGCACAGUGGAUUCUUGCAACAUUUCCACUGCAGAUUAUAUCAAAUUUGAAGGUAUUGGCUUUGGGUAUACCUUCUAUAAACAAAUUUCGGGUAGUUCUGAAAUCUGCAUCGCAACAUGUAUCGACGAGCCUAAAUGCGUGGCAUCUACUUUCGGCAAUUCUGUAUGCUCUUUAUACGAGGGAAGUCCAAAAAUACACACCUUAAGCCUGUCAUCUUCAUUAUCGUGUUUUAUAUUUCUCAAUUCUAUGAAGAUUCUUGAUCAGAAAUUAAGAAUCCAAUACGCCACAUUUUCGCGUGAAGUUUCGCGGGAUCCAGGUGUGGGAAAAAGUAACGAAACAGUUUGCAUGAAAUCAUGUGAAGACAAUAAAGUAUGUGCGGCCUACAGUUUUAAAUCAGGUAAAAAGUGCUUGCAGUUUCAACAAUCAAUAAUCAAGGAUAAUUCUUUGAAAUAUGAUAAGGAUGGAACAAUCACAGUCAUACAGCCGUAAUUAUAUAGCCAUAUUUGGUGAAGCUGAAGGUGUAAUGAUUGACACUGCGGUGGUUUAAUAAACACAUUUUUUAAAAUUUAUAUCAAAUUUAAAAUUUUUUAACAAGUUGUACGGCUUUUGAAAAAAAGUUAUAAAUAUGGUAAUUUCCACUACACCUUUGCGUGUAACUCAUACGUCUAUAAAUAAGAAAAUUAAUCUGCACGAGUAGCGUUGGGGUAUAAGCUUUAACGUUUUUGCAAACACAAGAGCUUAUGAUGUAAGAACAACGCAAAUUAUGUAUUAUAAAAUGUUAUUUUUAUUUGUUGUGAUCAUCAAAGCGAAUAGAAGGAGGCAAAAUUAUUAUUACCCUCUGCCCCUAUCUCUUCAGUUGAUUCGAACCCGCUUAAUGCUUGCCGAUUAUUUACCGAAGUUAAGUGCCUUCUAGUUCCCCUAUGCUUGUGUGCCAAUCGUAAUCAUGUUUUAGUUUCUGAUUUGAUUUUGAUCGCUUGAUGCCUGGUCCCUUUUCUACUUACCCUAUCGAAAUCAAUUGCACUCCAACUAUUGCUUACAUAUCGUCUAUACACUUUGUUAUCAACUCAUAUCUAUUUUCAGUCGGUUUAUACAGAAAAUUGACAGCGCUGAUUGCCUAGAAAGCUUUAAUUAGACCUCAGUAUAGAUAGAAAAACUAGUUUAUAUUGUAAUAAGAUUGCCAUUUGCGAUUUUUUUUUCUGCCCUAUCAAUUUCCAUAAACUUUGCAUGUAAGAUUAGUUUCAUAGAAAUAUAUAAACAGCAUAGUCUUUUA